ACUACACAAGAGUGACACGCCAUUCAAUUGCAGCCUGGCCUGAGCUCGACCGAGUCGCGAGGGACCGUGUGUGCGAUCUCUCACAUACGGGGAAAAUAAAAAAAACAUCUGCAGGGCGAAACAAAGUUAAAACAGCAUCUACGCUGGAACGAGGAAGAAGAAAAGUUAAACCGAAUCACGCCGAGAUGGGGAUCCGAAAAAAGGCGAACAAGAACCCGCCUGUGCUGAGCCAUGAGUUUGUCAUCCAGAACCAUGCAGACAUUGUUUCCUGUGUUGCUAUGGUGUUCCUGUUGGGGCUGAUGUUCGAGGUUACCUCCAAGUUUGCAGUGUUGUUCAUUACCGUCCAGUACAACGUCACCAUAUCAACAAAUGAAGGCCCAGAGGAGACAGCUGUCAACCACUUCCACCACGGCAUCAAGGACUUGGCCACUGUCUUCUUCUACAUGCUGGUGGCCAUCAUCAUGCACGCCAUCAUCCAGGAGUAUGUGCUCGAUAAAAUCAACAGGAAGAAGCACUUCUCCAAAACCAAACACAGUAAAUUUAACGAGUCAGGACAACUCAGUGCCUUCUACUUCUUCUCUUUCGGCUGGGGUGCAAGCAUCCUGCUCUCUGAAAAUUUCCUGUCCAAUCCAGUCACACUAUGGGAGGGCUAUCCUCACACACUGAUGCCAUUCCAGAUGAAGUUCUACUUCAUUUGUCAGCUCAGUUACUGGCUCCACGCUCUCCCAGAGCUCUACUUCCAGAAAACAAAGAAGGAGGACAUCCCACGUCAACUUGUCUACAUCUCCCUCUACCUGGUCCACAUCGCAGGCGCCUACAUUCUCAACCUGAACCGUCUUUGUCUGGUCCUGCUGGUGCUGCACUACUUCAUAGAGUUGCUCUUCCAUGUGUCCCGUCUGGUUUACUUCAGCAAUGAGAACAGACAAAUGGGUUUCACCAUAUGGGCCGUGCUGUUUGUGCUGGCACGGCUGCUCACCCUGUCCUUGUCCGUCCUCACCGUGGGCUUUGGCCUCGCCAACACUGAGACUCAAGGCUUUGAUUUGUCUGCAGGAAACUUUAAUAUUCUGUUUGUGCGGAUAACUGUCCUGGCUGCCAUCUGCCUCACUCAGGCCUUCAUGAUGUGGAAAUUUAUCAACUUCCAGCUGCGUCGGUGGAGAGAGCACGCCCAGGCGCAGACCUUGAAAAAGAAACAAGCUCCAUCCAAGAACAAACCAAAGAAAGACAGAGUCAAUGGUGUGAACGGCGUGAACCAUGGAACGGAAUCACCAAAAGCGAGAAAGGAGAAGUCGUCAUAAACACAUUCCCUCAUCCCCUCCUCACAGAACCGCCAGUCCUGUGUCGAUGACGUCAGUGCCCGACUGAUGGACCCUCCACCCCCACCAUCAUUAUAUUUUCUUCUCCCACCCUGCGUCUCUCCCUCACAGGGACGUCUCCCUCCCCGCUGGACUUUCAAGGGCACGGAACACAUUUAGCUCUGCUUGCGCCAGUCGUCCGGCACGCUUCAGUUUGACAAACCAUCACUCCUCUGUGCCAUUUACAAUUCAGAGAAAAAAAAUGAAGAAAAAAAACAAUUGAAAAACAAAAGUGACAGUUAUUUAAAAAGUGCCUAUUGAAACCGAUUGUUAUGUAUAAGGUGUGUUAAUUUUAAGAUUUCAAGAACGA
This is a messenger RNA of Cynoglossus semilaevis (tongue sole), 1662 nucleotides long. RefSeq names its product translocation associated membrane protein 1 (gene tram1). Lineage: Eukaryota; Metazoa; Chordata; Actinopteri; Pleuronectiformes; Cynoglossidae. Gene Ontology annotation, cellular component: endoplasmic reticulum membrane. The transcript is spliced from 11 exons. The coding region runs from base 186 to 1295 and encodes 369 amino acids. The record is from RefSeq and is a predicted model, not a curated record. Gene Ontology annotation, biological process: SRP-dependent cotranslational protein targeting to membrane, translocation; protein insertion into ER membrane.